This is a messenger RNA of Hevea brasiliensis (rubber tree), 1017 nucleotides long. Its product is annotated as F-box protein At4g02733-like. Lineage: Eukaryota; Viridiplantae; Streptophyta; Magnoliopsida; Malpighiales; Euphorbiaceae. The transcript has 2 exons. The record is from RefSeq and is a predicted model, not a curated record. The coding region runs from base 16 to 600 and encodes 194 amino acids. Gene Ontology annotation, molecular function: protein binding.
UCGCGUCCACCCGUUAUGGAUACCCUUCUCCACACCCCUACAUCAAUGGCCAAGCGCCCUUGUCCCUUCUCCAUCUCCUCCUCCUCCUCCUCCUCCUCCUCCUCCUCCACCGCCACCGCCACCGCCACCACUAGCACUUCCUCCUCCCCAAGCCCUAAUAGGCAACCGAACAUGAACCACCAAGUAGAAAAUCUCCUCCAAACAUUUUUAGGCCUUGCGGACUCACCUUCCCUCUCUAUCGACCUCUCCUUCGAGCGCCUCCUCGAUUCGUUACCUUCUGACGCCGAUCAGUCCCUCUUCAUCAAUCGCGCCCUCAAAUUGGGAUCUAUACUUCUCGAAGCUGGGAAACGCUCCGCCAGAAAACGCUCUUCCAAUCACAAUUCGCUUACCUGGGCUCUACCUCCCGAUCUCACCAUCAAGGUAUUUUCUAUGCUUGAUAUGCAAAGUUUGUGCUAUGCUGCAGCAACUUGUUCAAUGUUUCACAAAUGUGCCAUGGAUCCCUUGUGCUAUACCAAUAUUGACUUGACAACAGUAGUCCCUAAAGUCAAUAAUGCAGUGGUGUCCACAAUGAUCCAACGUGCUGGAAAAGCUCUGCAGUAAGAAAAUCCCAAUCUAACAAAUUUAUUUUUGUAUAUUUCUCUAGUAAGUGACACAUUAUGUGCGUGUAAUUUCUAUUUUUGGAAUUCUUCUGGUUGAAUAUCUUACAUUUUUAGAGUUCUUUGAUUUAGUGGGUUAAAGGAGACAAAUUAUUCCACAUCAAAGCAGAUAUAAACAUUUUUUAAAAUGGCAAAGCUCCAUGAAAAUAAGUUUGAUGUCAAACAAGUUCUUUGAACUAAAAUCUGAAGCUAGGGCCCUUAAAUCUUAUGUGGAUUGUAUUAUUCAAUCCUAAGAUAGUCAUUUCAAACUAUUUCCUAUUUCCUUUUUAUCAGAUUUUCAUUCAUUUUGGUCUCAAAUUUCGUCAUGAACGUGAACUUGAUGUUUCUUUCUUCUUUAGUGUUUGGGAAUUGGAAGGAUUAU